AUGAAGCCUCGAGCGCUGCUCCCGCGGCUGCUGCUGGCCGUGUGCGCGGCCACUGCGCUUCCCCCGGCCGCGGGGGACGCCACCCUGGCUUUCGUCUUCGACGUCACUGGCUCCAUGUGGGACGACCUGAUGCAGGUGAUCGAUGGCGCCUCGCGCAUUUUGGAGCGCAGUCUGAGCAGCCGCGGCCAGGCCAUCGCCAACUACGUGCUGGUGCCCUUCCACGACCCAGACAUCGGCCCCGUGACCCUCACUGCAGACCCAGCCGUGUUCCAGAGGGAGCUGAGAGAACUCUACGUGCAGGGAGGUGGCGACUGCCCGGAGAUGAGCGUGGGGGCCAUCAAGGCUGCGGUGGAGGUCGCCAACCCCGGCUCCUUCAUCUACGUCUUCUCGGACGCCCGCGCCAAGGACCAUCACAAGAAGGAGGAGUUGUUGCGGCUCCUGCAGCUUAAGCAGUCGCAGGUGGUGUUCGUGCUGACGGGGGACUGUGGUGACCGCACCCAUCCUGGCUACCUGGCCUACGAGGAGAUUGCUGCCACCAGCUCUGGGCAGGUGUUCCACCUGGACAAGCAGCAAGUGACCGAGGUGCUGAAGUGGGUGGAGUCAGCAAUUCAGGCCUCCAAGGUGCACCUGCUGUCCACGGACCAUGAGGAGGAGGGCGAGCACACGUGGAGACUCCCCUUUGACCCCAGCCUGAAGGAGGUCACCGUCUCGUUGAGCGGGCCAGGGCCACAGAUUGAAGUUCGGGACCCGCUGGGGAGGAUCUUGCAGAAGGAUGAAGGCCUCAACGUCCUCCUCAACAUCCCCGACUCGGCCAAGGUCGUGGCUUUUAAGCCUGAGCAUCCCGGGCUGUGGUCCAUCAAGAUCUACAGCAGCGGCCGCCACUCGGUGAGAAUCACGGGCGUCAGCAACAUCGACUUCCGAGCCGGCUUCUCCACGCAGCCCUCCCUGGACCUGAACCACACCAUCGAGUGGCCCUUGCAAGGAGUGCCCAUCUCCCUGGUGAUCAACGCCACGGGCCUGCAGGCCCCUGGCCGCCUCGACUCGGUGGAGCUCUCCCAUAGCUCAGGGCGGCCCCUCCUCACGCUGCCUACACAGCCCCUUGCCAACGGAUCCACCCAUCAGCUGUGGGGGGGGCCACCCUUCCACACCCCUUCGGAGCGCUUCUACCUCAAGGUGAAGGGCGAGGACCACGAGGGAAACCCCCUCCUCCGUGUCUCUGGAGUUUCCUACAGUGGGGUGGCCCCAGGCGCCCCCCUGGUCAGCAUGCCGCCCCGGAUCCAUGGCUACCUGCAGCAGCCCCUGCUGGUCUCCUGCUCCGUGCACAGCGCCCUCCCCUUCCGGCUCCAGCUGCGGCGGGACGGAGCCAGGCUGGGCGAGGAGCGGCACUUUGUGGAGUCGGGAAACAGCAGCUGGGAGAUCCCACGGGCCUCCAAGGCCGAGGAGGGGACGUACGAGUGCACAGCCGUGAGCAGGGCUGGGACCGGCCGAGCGAAGGCCCAGAUCGUGGUCACAGACCCCCCGCCACAGCUGGUCCCUGCCCCCAACGUGACCGUGUCCCCCGGGGAGACCGCCAUCCUCUCCUGCCGCGUCCUCGGAGAGGCUCCCUACAACCUGACGUGGGUUCAUGACUGGCGAGUCCUGCCAGCCUCCACCGGCCGGGUCACCCAGCUGGCCGACCUGUCCCUGGAGGUCGGCGGUGUCAUCCCCAGCGACAGCGGGCGGUACCAGUGCAUGGCCAGCAACGCCAAUGGGGUCUCAAGGGCUUCCGUCUGGCUCCUGGUGAGAGAGGCCCCGCAGGUCAGCAUCCACACCAGGUCUCAGCACUUGCCCCAGGGCGUGGAGGUGAAGGUCAGCUGCUCGGCCUCGGGGUACCCCACGCCCCACAUCUCCUGGAGCCGCGAGGGCCACGCCCUGCAAGAGGGCAGCAGAAUCCAGGUGGACGCCCAGGGCACGCUGAUCAUUCAGGGCCUAGCCCCCGAGGAUGCUGGGAACUACAGCUGCCAGGCCACGAAUGAGGCUGGGACGGAUGAGGAGACGGUCACCCUCUACUACACAGACCCCCCGUCCGUGUCAGCCGUCAGCGCCGUGGUACUUGCAGCCGUUGGGGAGGAGGCCGUGCUGGGGUGCAAGGCAUCGGGGGUCCCCCCACCCCGGGUCAUCUGGUAUCGAGGGGGUCUUGAGAUGAUUCUGGCUCCUGAGGGCUCCACGUCGGGGACGCUGCGGAUCCCAGCGGCUCGCGAGAGGGAUGCUGGGGUCUACACCUGUCGAGCCGUCAACGAGCUGGGUGACGCCACCGCAGAAAUCCAGCUGGAGGUCGGACAUGCACCUCGGCUGACAGAGCUGCCCCGGAACGUCGCUGUGGAGCUGGGCACCAGCGCCUUCCUGGCCUGCCGGGCCACCGGCCGCCCACCCCCGAAGGUCACCUGGCGCCGGGCAGACGGCCAGCCGCUGGGGCCCCGGCGGGGCAGCAGGACCCGGCAGCCCUCGGGUGUGCUGUUCCUGGAGAGUGUAGGCCCUGACGACCAGGCCCUGUACCUCUGUGAAGCUCAGAAUGUCUUUGGGAAGGUCCAGGCCGAAGCCCAGCUCACUGUCACAGGACACGUAGCCCCGGAGAUCGCCAGCAGUGCGUCCACGGUCCGCGUCCUGGAGGGGCAGCCCGUGUCCCUGUCCUGUAUCAUCCUGGCAGGGAGACCCCUCCCAGAGAGGCACUGGCUCAAGGACGGCCAGCCCCUCCCACCUGGCCGCCGGCCCUCUGUCCGGGCGGACGGCAGCCUCCACCUGGACCGUGUGCUGCAGGAGGACGCGGGCAGCUACAGCUGCGUGGUCACCAACACGGCUGGCUCUCGGCACCGGGACGUGAUGCUGGUGGUCCAGGUGCCGCCCAGGAUCCACCCCACGGCCACGCACCAUGUCACCAACGAGGGGGUGCCGGCCUCCCUCCCCUGCAUGGCCUCCGGAGUCCCCACCCCCACCAUCACCUGGACCAAGGAAACCAAGGCUCUGACCUCGAGGGGCGCCCACUACAACGUGAGCAAGGACGGCACCCUGGUCAUUGCCCAGCCGUCAGCCCGGGAUGCAGGGGCCUACGUCUGCACGGCCACUAACGCUGUGGGCUUCUCCAGCCAGGAGAUGCGGCUGUCUGUCAACACCAAGCCCAGGGUUCAUGGGAACGGGUCCCUCGACACCGACGCGCCUCUGAGGGUCGUGGUGAAGGCUGGAGAAGAGGUGACCCUGGACUGCGAGGCCCGGGGCUCCCCACCCCCACUGGUCACCUGGACAAAGGACUCCCAUCCCGUGCUGCCCGGCGCUGACAGGCUUGGCCUCCUCCCCUCGGGCUCCCUGCGUCUGGCCCAGGCCCAGGCAGGUGACAGUGGCCACUACGAGUGCACGGCAAGUAACCCGGCAGGGUCUGCCUCCCGACGCUACAUCCUCAGGGUGCAAGUGCCCCCUCAGGUGCAGCCGGGCCCUCGGGUCCUGAAAGUGCUGGCAGGAGAAGCCCUGGACCUGAACUGUGUGGCCGAGGGCCAGCCAGAGCCCCAGCUGAGCUGGUCCAAGGACGGAGCGGCCCUGCGGGGCAGGGGGCCCGAGGGCUCUAUCCAGUUCACUGCUGUGGAGACUUCAGACGCCGGGCGGUACCGCUGUGAGGCCUCCAACAGCGCUGGGGUGGAUGCGUGGGAGCUGGAGCUCAGGGUGCUGGAGCCGCCAUACUGGGGGGCAGAGGAGACGCGCGACCUGCUGGAGCGAGUGGCGGGGGAGAACGCCAGCCUGCCGUGCCCGGCCAGAGGGACGCCCCAGCCACAGGUCACAUGGCGCAAGGGGCCAUCCUCGGAGCCCCUGGGCGGCCAGCCGGGCGUGGAGGUGCUGGCUGAGGGCUCUCUGUUCCUGGCCUCAGUCUCACCCAGCGACAGUGGUGACUACGAGUGCCAGGCUACCAACGAGGCGGGCUCUGCAUCCAGGAGAGCCAAGCUGAUGGUCUAUGUGCCCCCCAGCAUCCGUGAGGAUGGGCGCAAGGCCAACGUGUCGGGCAUGGCCGGGCAGUCUCUGACGCUGGAAUGCGACGCCAACGGCUCUCCAGCCCCCGAGAUGGUGUGGCUCAAGGAUGGGCAGCUGAUCCCAGAGGAGGGCAGCCACCGCCUCCACUUCCCCAGGAUCCGAGAGGCCGACUCUGGCCUCUACUCCUGCAGGGCAGAGAACCAGGCUGGGACCGCCCAGAGGGACUUCCGUCUCCAUGUACUCGUCCCUCCUUCUGUGCUUGGAGCUGGGGCCGCCCAGGAGGUGCUGGGCCUGGCCGGCACAGAUGUGGAGCUGGAGUGUCGAACCUCGGGGGUCCCCAUGCCCCAGGUGGAGUGGACCAAGGACGGGCAGCCUGUGCCCCCCGGAGACCCUCGUGUCCAGCCGCAGGAUGACGGCCAGGUCCUCAGGAUCACCAGCAGCCACCUGGGUGACGAGGGACACUACCAGUGCGUGGCCUUCAGCCCAGCCGGCCAGCAGACCAAGGACUUCCGGCUCAGAGUCCAGUCACCCCCCACCAUCCGGGGCUCCAACGAGACCGGCCAGGUGGCUGUCAUGGAGGGCCACCCGGCGCAGCUGCUGUGCGAGGCCCGGGGAGCGCCCGCCCCUGCCAUCGCCUGGUUCAGGGACGGGGCCCUGCUCCCACCCAGCGCCAAGGCGCUCUACGCCAGGGGCGGGCGGCAGCUGCAGCUGAGGAGCGCCCAGGCCGCGGAUGCGGGGCUGUACACCUGCCAGGCCAGCAACGCCGGCGGCGUCACGGAGAAGGCCACCCGGCUGCAGGUGUACGUGCCCCCAACCAUCGAAGGUGCCGCCGGAGGGCCGUACGUGGUGAAGGCUGUGGCCGGGAGGCCCCUGGCGCUGGAGUGUGUGGCUGGAGGCCACCCACCCCCCAGUCUCUCCUGGCACCACGAGGGGCUGCCCGUGGCCGAGAGCAACGGGACGUGGCUGGAGCCGGGUGGCGUGGCGCUGCGGCUGGAGAGCCCGGGGGAGGCGUCUGGAGGCCUGUACAGCUGUGUGGCCAGCAGCCCUGCGGGCGAGGCCGUGCUGCAGUACUCUGUGGAGGUGCAGGUGCCCCCUCAGCUCCUGGUGGCCGAAGGCUUGGGCCAGGUGACCACCGUCGUGGGACAGCCCCUAGACCUUCUCUGCCAGGCCUCGGGCUCCCCGAUGCCCACCGUCCAGUGGCUGCAGAAUGGCCGCCCCGCCCAGGAGCUGCCUGGGGUGCAGGUGGCCUCGCUGGGGAGCACGCUGCGCAUCGACCACGUGGAGCUGGGCCACGCCGGCCUCUUCGCCUGCCAGGCCACGAACGAGGCGGGCACUGCUGGGGCUGAGGUGGAGGUGUCUGUACAUGAGCUCCCAUCAGUCGACGUCAUCGGAGGUGAGAACAUCACAGCCCCCUUCCUGCAGCCUGUGAGCCUCCAGUGCGUGGGGGCGGGCGUGCCUGCCCCAAGCCUCCGCUGGUGGAAGGAUGGGGUGGCCCUGGCGACCUCAGGAGGGAGCCUGCAGAUUGAGAAAGUGGACUUGAGGGACGAAGGCGUCUACACCUGUGUUGCCACCAACCUGGCUGGGGAGAGCAAGAGGGAUGUGGUGCUGAAGGUGUUGGUGCCCCCCAACAUUGAGCCAGGCCCAGUUAACAAGGCAGUGCUGGAGAACGCCUCGGUGACCUUGGAGUGUCUGGCUUCGGGCGUGCCCCCGCCUGACGUCUCCUGGUUCAAGGGCCGCCAGCCUAUCUCUGCCUGGCCGGGAGUGACGGUGUCAGCUGAUGGGCGAGUUCUCCGCAUUGAGCAAACCCGGCUUUCUGAUGCCGGGAGCUACCGCUGUGUGGCAUCCAAUGUGGCAGGCAGCACAGAGCUGCAGUUUGGCCUGCGCGUCAACGUGCCUCCGCGAAUCACCCUGCCGCCCAGCCUGCCAGGCCCCGUGCUGCUCAACACCCCCGUGCGGCUGACCUGUGACGCCACCGGUGCCCCCAGCCCCACACUGAUGUGGUUGAAGGAUGGAAACCCUGUAUCCGCUGCAGGGACCCCCGGCCUCCAGGUCUUCCCAGGGGGCCGAGUCCUCACCUUGGCCAGCGCCCGGGCCUCUGACUCUGGCAGCUACUCCUGCGUGGCUGUGAGCGCCGUGGGCGAGGACCGCCGAGAUGUCACACUACAAGUCCAUGUGCCCCCGAGCAUCCUGGGAGAAGAGCUGAACGUGUCGGUCGUGGCUGGCGAGUCGGUAGCCCUGGCGUGCCGGAGCCACGCCGUGCCCCUACCCGUGCUGAGCUGGUGGAAAGAUGGGCGGCCCCUGGCGCUGCGACCCGGCAUCCGCCUCCUGGAGGACCAGGCCUUGCUGGAGGUGGAUGCAGCGCAGGUGGGGGACGCAGGCCGCUACACCUGUGAGGCUCUGAACCAGGCAGGCCGCUCGGAGAAGCACUUCAACCUGAACGUCUGGGUGGCUCCUGUGUUCCCCUCCCGCGAGCCGCUGACCCUGACCGUGAGCGAGGGGCACCCCGCCAGGCUGUCCUGCGAGUGUCGGGGCGUCCCCUUCCCCAAGAUCUCCUGGAGGAAGGACGGUCAGCUGCUGCCUGGGGAGGGGCCCGGCCUCGAGCAGGUGUCCGCCGUGGGGAGGCUGCUGUACCUGGGGCAGGCCCGUCGAGACCAGGAGGGGACCUACACCUGUGAGUGCAGCAACGUGGCCGGGAACAGCAGCCGGGACCUGCAGGUGGAGGUGCAAGUUCCCCCUCGGAUUGCUGCCCCCCAGGAGCUGCACGCGCAGGUCUCCGUGGUGCAGGACGGGGAGGCCACACUGGAAUGCAACGCCACCGGGAAACCCCCGCCCACAGUCACGUGGGAGCGGGCCGGCCAGCCCGUGGGGGCCGAACCUGGCCUGCAGCUUCGGAACCAGGGUCAGAGCCUGCACGUGGAGCGGGCGCAGGCCACCCACGCCGGACACUACACCUGCGUGGCUGAGAACACGGCCGGGAGGGCCGAGAGGAGGUUCACGCUCUCCGUGCUGGUGCCCCCAGAGCUCAUGGGAGACGCGGACCCUCUGAUCAACGUCACCACAGCCUUGCACAGUCCCUUGACGCUGCUCUGUGAAGCCGCGGGGGUCCCGCCCCCUGUGGUCCACUGGUUCCGAGAGGAGGAGCCCCUCAGCCCUGGGGGGGACACCUACCUGCUGGCAGGUGGCUGGAUGCUGAGGGUGGCUCAGGCCCAGGAGCGAGACGGAGGCCUCUACUCGUGCCUGGCCAGCAACGAGGCGGGCGAGGCGCGGAGGAACUUCAGCGUGGAGGUGCUGGUGCCUCCCAGUAUUGAGAACGAGGGCCAGGAGGAAGUGAUCAGGGUCCCCGAGGGACAGCCUGCCCACCUGGCGUGCAAUGCCACAGGCCUCCCCCAGCCCACAAUCACAUGGUUCAAAGACGGCCGGCCCCUGGCUAGUGGAGACGCCCAGCACAUCUCCCCAGAUGGAGCCCUCCUGCAGGUGCCCCAAGCCAACCUGUCCAGCGCCGGCCACUACUCCUGUGUUGCAGCCAAUGCUGUGGGGGAGAAGACCAGACACAUCCAGCUCAGUGUCCUGGUGGUUCCCACCAUCCUGGGAGUGACCGAGGACGGUAAAGAUGAGGAGGUGACCGUGACCGUCAACAACCCCAUCUCUCUGAUCUGCGAGGCGCUGGCCUUCCCUGCCCCCAACAUCACCUGGAUGAAGGACGGGGCCCCUUUCGAGGCCUCCAAGAACAUCCAGCUGCUCCCAGGGACCCAGGGCCUGCAGAUCCUCAAUGCCCAGAAGGAGCACGCCGGCCAGUACACCUGCGUGGUCACCAACGAGCUCGGGGAGGCCGUGAAGAACUACCACGUGGAGGUCCUCAUCCCCCCUUCCAUCUCCAAAGACGACCCCUUGGGGGACGUGGGCGUGAAGGAAGUGAAGACCAAGGUCAACAGCACCCUGACCCUGGAGUGCGAGUGCUGGGCCGUGCCCCCACCCACCAUCAGCUGGUACAAGGAUGGGCAGCCUGUGACCCCCAGCCAGCGGCUCCACCUCCUGGGAGAAGGGAGGCUGCUGCAGAUCCAGCCCACGCAGGUGUCCGACUCGGGGCGGUACCUGUGUGUGGCCACCAACGUGGCCGGCGAGGACGACCAGGACUUCAACGUGCUCAUCCAGGUGCCCCCCAUGUUCCAGAAGGUGGGUGACGAUGAAGUCCUGUCCCGGGAGCUGGAGGAGGUGGAGGCUCGGGGUGGGGUGACGGAGUAUCGGGAGAUCGUGGAGAACAACCCGGCCUACUUGUACUGCGACACCAACGCCGUCCCGCCCCCGGAGCUCACCUGGUACAAGGAGGACCAGCGCCUCUCGGCCACGGAGGGGGUGUCCUUGCUGCAAGGAGGCCGGGUGCUGCAGAUCCCCCUGGUACAGGCAGAGGAUGCUGGGAGGUACUCGUGCAAGGCCACCAAUGAGGUGGGCGAGGCCUGGCUGCACUACGAGCUGCUGGUGUUGACCCCACCUGUGAUCCUGGGCGACACGGAGGAGCUGUUGGAGGAGGUGACCAUCAAUGCCAGCAGCACCGUCAGCCUACGAUGCCCAGCCCUGGGCAACCCCAUGCCCUCCAUCUCGUGGCUCCAGAAUGGGCUGCCUUUCUCCCCGAGUCCACGGCUGCAGGUCCUGGAGGACGGGCAAGUCUUGCAGGUCUCCACGGCCGAGGUGGCUGACGCUGCCAGCUACAUGUGUGUGGCUGAGAACCAGGCCGGCUCCGCCGAGAAGCUGUUUACCCUCAGAGUCCAAGUCCCACCGCGAAUCACAGGCCAGCACUCGGGGCAGGUCACUGCCAUCCUCAACAGCAGCGUCUCCCUGCCCUGUGAGGCCCACGCUCACCCCAGCCCCGAGGUCACGUGGUACAAGGAUGGCCAGGCCCUCUCCCUGGGUGAGGAGCUCUUCCUCCUGCCUGGCACCCACACUCUGCAGCUGGCGCGGGCACAGCGGUCAGACUCCGGGACCUACGUGUGUGAAGCCCUCAAUGCUGCCGGCCGGGACCAGAGGCGGGUGCAGCUUAGCGUGCUGGUCCCUCCCACCCUCCGGCAGCCUCCCAGAGGUUCCCAGGAGACAGUCCCGGUGCGGGCCGGGGACAAGGCCGUCCUGAGCUGUGAGACAGACUCGCUCCCCGAGCCAACAGUGACCUGGUACAGAGACGGACAGCCCCUGGUGCUGGCACAGCGGACCCAGGCUCUGCAGGGUGGGCAGAGGCUGGAGAUCCUGGACUCCCAGGUGUCAGACAAAGGUGUGUACAGCUGCAGAGUCAGCAACGCCGCUGGGGAGGCCAUGAGGACCUUCAGCCUCACUGUCCAGGUGCCCCCAGCGUUUGAGAGCCCUGAGACGGAGAUGGUGAGCCAGGUGGCCGGGAGCCCGCUGGUGCUGGCCUGUGACGUGUCGGGGGUCCCUGCACCUACUGUUACGUGGCUGAAAGACAGAACACCCGUGGAGAGCAGCACGGCCCAUGGCGUCAUCUCCAGAGGCGGCCGCCUGCACCUGAGUCGCCUGCAGCCAGCCCAGGCGGGCACCUACACGUGUGUGGCUGAGAACGCCCAGGGCGAGGCCCGCAAGGACUUCGUGGUGGCCGUGCUGGAGGCCCCCCGGAUCCGGAGCUCGGGCGCCGCGCAGGAGCACAACGUCCUGCAGGACCAGGAGGUGCGGCUGGACUGCGAGGCCGAGGGGCAGCCGCCGCCCGCCGUGGCCUGGCUGAAGGACGGCGGCCCGCUGGACCGAGGCGUGGGUCCCCACCUCCGGUUCUACCUGGACGGCAGCUCCCUGGUGCUGAAGGGCCUGCGAGCCUCGGAUGCCGGCGCCUACACCUGUGUGGCCCACAACGCGGCCGGUGAAGACGCCAGGCUGCACACCGUCAACGUGCUGGUUCCUCCCACCAUCGAGCAGGCAGCCGACGGCAGGGAGAGCCUGGUGAGCAGGCUUGGGGAACUGGUGACCAUGGCCUGUCCCGUGCGGGGCUCCCCACCCAUCCACGUGAGCUGGCUCAAGGACGGCCUGCCCCUUCCACUGUCCCAGCGCACCCACCUGCACAGCUCCGGCCGCAGCCUCAGGAUCUCCCAGGUGCAGCUAGCAGAUUCUGGCGUCUUCACCUGUGUGGCCUCGAGCCCUGCUGGUGUGGCCGACAGGAACUUCACCUUGCAGGUGCAAGUGCCCCCCUUCCUGGAGCCUGCAGAGUUCCAGGAGGACGUGGUGGUGGUCCGCGGCUCCACGGUGGUCCUCCCGUGCGAGGCCCGGGGCAGCCCCCUGCCCCUGGUGUCGUGGGUGAAGGAUGGGGAGCCCUGGUUGGCCCAGAGCCUAGAACAGGGGCCGGGGCUGCAGCUGGAGGCCGUGGGAACUGAAGACUCGGGGACCUACUCCUGCGUGGCCGUGAGCGAGGCGGGCGAAGCCAGGCGGUAUUUCCAGCUAACCGUGAUGGAUCCCCCCCACAUCGAGGACUCGGGCCAGCCUGCAGAGCUACUGCUGACCCCCGGCACCCCCAUGGAGCUCCUGUGUGAUGCCCGGGGCUCCCCCCCACCCAACAUCACCUGGCAUAAGGACGGGCAGGCCCUAAGCGGGCUGGAGAACGGCGGCCGAGCUCCACGGGCGCUCCAGGUGCAGGCUGUGCAGGUGCGUGACUCUGGGCUGUACACCUGCCUGGCCGAGAACCCAGCAGGUGAAGUCGAGAAGAGCUUCCGGGUCAGGGUUCAAGGUCCCCCAAAUGUUGUUGGGCCCCAGGGUCUCCGCUCUGUGGUCGGCCUGGCCCCAGGGCAGCUGGUCCUAGAGUGCUCGGUGGAGGCUGAGCCAGCACCCGAGAUCCAGUGGCACCGAGACGGCAUCUUGCUGCAGGCGGACGCCCACACCCAGCUCCCCGAGCAGGGCAGGUUCCUCCAGCUGCAGGCCCUGAGCACCGCCGACAGCGGCAACUACAGCUGCACAGCCCGCAACGCGGCGGGCAGCACCAGUGUGGCCUUCCGCGUGGACAUCCACAUGGCGCCCACCAUCCAGCCGGGACCACCCAGUGUGAACACCUCGGUGAACCAGACGGCCCUGCUGCCCUGCCGGGUGGACGGUGCACCCCUGCCCCUCGUGACCUGGAGGAAGGACGGGGCCCCUCUGGAUCCUGGGAACCCCAGAUUGGAGCUGCUGCCCGAGGGUUCCCUGCGGAUCCAGCCAGUCCUCGCCCAGGACGCCGGCCACUACGUGUGUGUGGCAUCCAACUCCGCCGGCUCCGAUCGGCAGAGCCGCCACCUCCGCGUCUUCGCGCCGCCAGCCAUUAGCCCCAGCCCCUCCAAUGUGACCCUGACUGCCCACGUCCCGGCCUCGCUGCCCUGUGAGGCCAGCGGCUCCCCCAGGCCCCUGGUGGCCUGGUGGAAGGACGGACAGAAGCUCGACUUCCGCCCACAGCCGGGCGCCUACCGGCUCCUGCCAUCCGGUGCCCUGCUUCUCAUGGCCCCCGGGCCCCAGGACUCAGCCCAGUUUGAGUGUGUGGUGAGCAACGAGGUGGGCGAGGCCCGCAGGCUCUACCAGGUGACCGUCCUCGUACCUCCCACCAUCGCGGACGACCAGACGGACUUCACCGUGACCAGGAUGGCGCCUGUGGUCCUCACGUGCCACAGCACAGGUGUGCCAGCCCCGGAAGUUUCCUGGAGCAAGGCGGGCGCCCGGCUCGGGGUGCGGGGGAGCGGCUACCGUGUCUUGCCUUCAGGUGCCCUGGAGAUUGGGCAGGCCCUCCCCAUCCACUCCGGCCGCUACACCUGCACAGCCCGCAACUCUGCCGGCAUAGCCCACAAGCACGUGGUCCUCACUGUGCAAGCCUCCCCCGUGGUGAAGCCACUGCCCAGCGUGGUUCGGGCAGUCGAGGAAGAGGAAGUGUGGCUGUCCUGUGAGGCCUUGGGCAUCCCCCGGCCCACGGUCACCUGGCAGAAGGAGGGGCUCAGCGUCCCCGCAGCGUCGAGGACCCAGGUCCUCCCUAGCGGCCAGCUGCGGAUUCUCCGUGCCAGCCCGGAGGACGCCGGCAACUACUUUUGCAUCGCGCAGAACAGCGUGGGGAGUGCCAUGGGGAAGACACGGCUGGUGGUGCAAGUCCCGCCUGUGAUCGAGCCCACCCUCCCUGACCUGUCCACUGCCGAAGGCUCCCACGCCCUGUUGCCCUGCACGGCCAGGGGCAGUCCCCAGCCCGACAUCACCUGGGAAAAGGACGGUCAGCCUCUGUCUGGGAGCCGGGGGAAGUUCACCCUCCAACCUUCUGGGGAGCUGCUGGUCAAGAACUUGGAGGCCCAGGACGCUGGCACCUACACGUGCACUGCAGAGAACGCCGUGGGCCUGGCCCGCCGCCGCGUGCACCUCUCCAUCCUGGCGCUGCCCACAUUCACCACCCUGCCCGGGGACCGCAGCCUGCGCCUCGGGGACCGGCUGUGGCUCCGCUGUGCGGCCCGGGGCAGCCCGACCCCCCGCAUCGGCUGGACCCGCAACGACCGGCCAGUCACAGAGGGCGUGUCCGAGCAGGACGGGGGCAGCACGCUGCAGCGGGAAGCGGUCACCAGAGAGGACAGCGGGACCUACGUCUGCUGGGCUGAGAACAGCGUGGGCCGCGUGCAGACCGCCAGCUUUGUCCACGUGAAGGAGGCUCCCACCCUGCACGGGGAGGCCUUCUCCUACCUGGUGGAACCCGUGGGAGGCAGCAUCCGGCUGGACUGUGUGGUCCAUGGGGACCCAGCGCCCAACAUCCACUGGACCAAAGAUGGCCUCCCGCUGCGGGGCAGCCGCCUCCGGCGCCGGCUGCAGAAUGGCUCGCUGACCAUCCACAGGACCGAGAUGGACGACGCGGGGCAGUACCAGUGCGUGGCGGAGAACGAGGUGGGCGCCGUGAAGAGAGUGGUGAUCGUCCUGCUCCAGAGUGCCCCGGUGUUGGAGGUGGAGCCCCAGGACAUGACAGUGCGAUCAGGGGAUGAUGUGGCACUGCAGUGCCAGGCCACCGGGGAGCCGGCACCUACCAUCGAGUGGCUGCGGGCGGGCCGAACACUGAGGGCCAGCCGGCGACUGCGCACCCUGCCGGAUGGGAGCCUGUGGCUGAAACGCGUGGAGGCGGGGGACGCGGGGGUCUACGAAUGCAUCGCCCACAACCUGCUGGGCUCCGCCACGGCCCGGGCACUCCUGGUCGUGAGAGGGGAGCCCCGGGGCAGCCGGGGCAGCAUGAUCGGGGUGAUCAAUGGCCAGGAAUUUGGGGUGGCCACUCUCAACACCAGCGUGCACCAGGAGGCGGGUUCUGGGGUCACCACCAUCCAGAGCAGCAUCAGCCACAUCCCGACUAGAGUGGGGCCCCUGAUGCGGGUGCUCGUGGUCACCAUCGCCCCCAUCUACUGGGCCCUGAGUGGAGGGGGCGGGGAUGCCCUCAAUGGCCAGUCCCUGACGGGCGGCAGCUUCCUGCAGGAGUCACACGUGGAAUUCGCCACAGGAGAGCGGCUGACAAUGACCCAAGUGGCCCGGGGCCUGGACCCUGCCGGCCUCCUACUCCUGGACGUGGUCGUCAACGGUGUUGUCCCGGCAGACCUGGCCGACGCCGAGCUACAUAUGCAGGACUUCGAGGAGCGCUACGUGCAGACGGGGCCCGGCCGGCUGUCUGUGGGCUCCACGCAGCGCUUCCUCCACGGCGGCCUGCCGGCCUUGCUACACUGCAACCACAGCAUCCAGUACGACGCGGCCCGGGGCCCCCAGCCCCAGCUGGUGCAGCACCUGCGGGCCUCAGCUAUCAGCGCGGCCUUUGACCCUGAGGCCCAGGCCCUGCGCUUCCAGCUCACCACGGCCCUGCGAGCUGAGGACAAAGAUGCCGGCUGCCCGGAGGGCUUUGAGCUGGACCCCCAGGGAGCAUUCUGUGUAGAUCACUUCCCACCCAGAGGGCCCAGCCCCAGCCCCAGCCCCUGCCACCACACCUGCCACUCUGCACCAGGCCACUUCUCUCGGUCCUGCCCAGCCGGCUUUGCCCUGGCCUGGGACCACAGGAACUGGCGAGAGUUGGAUGAGUAUGGGUGGGAUGCCCACCUGUGCCCAGAGGGACAGUGCUGCCAGAACCCGCCCGGCUCCUACCGCCACCUGCCUGCCUGCAGGCCUGGCUUCUGGGCAGCUGUUGGCGGGGCCAGCUGUGAAGAUGUGGACGAGUGCCUGGAGCAGCUGGACGAGUGUCACUACAACCAGAUCUGUGAGAACACCCCUGGCGGCCACCACUGCAGCUGCCCCAGGGGCUACCGGUCCCAGGGCCCCGCCCUGCCCUGCCUAGAUAUCAACGAGUGCCUACAGCAGCCCGGGCCCUGCACCUACCAGUGCCACAACCUCCAGGGCGGCUUCCGCUGCCUGUGCCCCCCGGGCCAGGCCCUCCUCCGUGAUGGCAAGGCCUGCGCCCCCCUGGAGCAGAGCGGACCCAAUGUGACCACCGUUAGCCACCGGGGCUCCUUUGCGCCCUGGCCACGGCCCCGGGCCCCUAUCCCCAGCGGCUCCUACCAUGCCUGGGUUUCCCUCCGGCGGGGGCCAGGGCCCCUGAACAGCGUGGGCCGGGCCUGGUGUCCCCCUGGCUUCAUCAGGCAGAGCGGCGUGUGCACAGACCUGGACGAGUGCCGGGUGCGGAGCCUGUGCCAGCACGCCUGCCGCAACACUGAGGGCAGCUACCAGUGCCUGUGCCCCGCCGGCUACCGCCUCCUCCCCAGCGGGAAGAACUGCCAGGACAUCAACGAGUGUGAACAGGACGGCAUCGAGUGCGGGCCUGGCCAGAUGUGCUUCAACACCCGCGGCAGCUACCAGUGUGUGGACACGCCCUGCCCCCCCGCCUACCGCCAGGGCUCCAGCCCCGGGACCUGCUUCCGGCGCUGCUCGCGGGACUGCAGCGCGGGCGGCGCCUCCACGCUGCAGUACCGGCUGCUGCCGCUGCCCCUGGGCGUGCGCGCCCACCACGACGUGGCGCGCCUCGCCGCCUUCUCCGACGCCGGCGUCCCGGCCAACCGCACGGAGCUCAGCGUGCUCGAGCCGGACCCGAGCAGCCCCUUCGCGCUGCGCCCGCUCCGCGCCGGCCACGGCGCUGUCUACACCCGCCGCGCGCUCACCCGCGCCGGCCUCUACCGGCUCACCGUGCGCGCCACGGCACCGCGCCACCAAAGCGUCUUCGUCCUGCUCAUCGCCGUGUCGCCCUACCCCUACUGAGCCUGCAGCUCUGGGGCCAGUGACCCCCGCGGCCGGGGGCGGGCGGAGGGUGCCCUGCCCAUGCCACCUGCCGUGUCGGACAGGCCGUCCUCUCCUCCCGCCCGGUGCGUCAGCGACACCUUUCGCAAACACGACCCUGCGCGCGGCCUUGAGCCCAGGACAGCGAGGCCGCUGCAAGCCCCAGGAGGCUGGACAGGGACACCGGGCACCCGGACGUGGGGGUGGGGGUGGGGGUGGCGGUCACCUGGUCACACCU
Messenger RNA from Lepus europaeus (European hare), 15439 nucleotides. RefSeq names its product hemicentin 2 (gene HMCN2). Gene Ontology annotation, biological process: cell-cell adhesion. Lineage: Eukaryota; Metazoa; Chordata; Mammalia; Lagomorpha; Leporidae. Gene Ontology annotation, cellular component: cell-cell junction. The record is from RefSeq and is a predicted model, not a curated record. Bases 1 to 15183 code for a protein of 5060 amino acids. The transcript has 98 exons. Gene Ontology annotation, molecular function: calcium ion binding; cell adhesion molecule binding.